GAAAUAGUCAUAAGUUUCAAAAGUCUCCAACUUCUACAAAUACAAACCUAAAUCAACAGGACAAAACAACAAACCAGUUAACUAUCUGCCUAAAAAUGACAUACACAUAAAUAUGGCAUAACGAAAUCAAACCCGUCCAAUAUCCUGCCACAACGUGCAAUAGAAGACAAGAUAAGCAUUAAUCAUGAUGAAGCCAAAGGAAGUCGCCGUUCCUACCGAAGAUCCAGUCAACAAGACGCCUUUAGGGGAAUCCCCAGCUGUGCUCACGAAGCGUUAUGUUGCUAAAGUUAAUUCUUGGUGCCCGAAACCAGAAGUUUACAAUCCAGAAUACGAUAGCUAUUCAGAUGAAAAAAAUCCAAAAAAUAUUUAUUACGAAGACGUAGUCGCAGCGGCCGCAGCCAUCAAGAAUGAUAUACCUACUACACAGCUCCUGAAGUCGCGGCGCUGUGCUGAAUUCCACAUGGAACUGAGUUACAAACUCGAGACCACCCAUAAGACCGGCAGUUUCCUAGAACGUGGGGCUCUUUAUUGUUUGUUGAAUUUGACUGAAGAGCAAAAACAAUAUGGAGUCAUUACUGCGUCCAUGGGAAACUGGGCUAUGGCAUUAGCAUAUCAUGGAAACAGACUUAAAAUCCCAGUGACAGUGGUAAUGCCAGUCGAAACAAGUUUCAGUGUGGUGGAUAAAUGUCACGAAUAUGAGGCAGUCGUCAUUUUGUACGGGAGAAAUUUAGCGGAAGCUAAACGACACGCAUUUUAUAUAAUUUCUGAAAGUGGAUCCGUUUACUUGAAUAGCUACGAUCACCCAAACAGUAUUGCUGGCGCAGGCACAAUCGGUCUAGAAAUAUUGAAACAACAACCAGAAACUGACGCCAUCAUAGUCCCCGUGGGAGGUGGAGGUCUACUUGCAGGAAUAGCCACAGCUGUCAAGAAGAAAAAGCCUCAAAUCCUAGUAUAUGGCGUGGAACCAGAUAAAAGCUGCUGCUUUUUUAAGGCAUUGGAAAAUGAAAUCCCUUACGCAACUGCUGUAACACGCGGAUUAGCAAAAUCCUUAGAAGUCCCUAUCGCUGGAUAUAAUGCUUUUUAUACUGCACAGUCGUUAGUGGAUAAAGUGAUCUUGGUAGAUGACGACUGUAUCGCGAAGGCCGUCACACAUCUGUUGGAGCACGAGAUGAUGGUGGUCGAGGGCGCCGGCGUUACGGGCCUGAGCGGUUUGAUGACGCUGCCGAAAACUACGCCCGAAUUGGCGGAAAAGAAUGUGGUAUGCGUUAUCACUGGAGGCAAUCUGGAUCUCGGUGUCCUACCGCGCGUGGUAGACCGGGCAAAGGCAGUAGAUGGACGCUUGAUAAAAAUCGUUGUAACUUUAAAGGCUCCCCGAAUACGAGAGAAAUCGAAAAUCUUUAACGUGAUAGCAAGUGUCGGUUGCCAUAUUCGUGAAUCCAGCCUUGAACACUCUUGGUCGGAUGACUGUGAUUUCUAUGAUAUCCUCACAUUAGUUUGCGAGGCUCGUGACGCCACACAAGCUGCUUCGCUUAGACGAAUUAUGGAAAAAUUAUUUCCCAACAUGUGUGAAUUCCUGGAUGAGCAGUUUCUCUACAACGCAUACCCAGCAUGUCCUUGCUAUACAAAAGUACUUGCUUUCAAGCCUACAAAUUCCAAAAUGUCUCGAAAAAACGAAGAUUACGACGAGUUCUGCGAUCCUGAUCGUCCUAGGCUCAUCAAAAUGGAGGAUGUAACGAGCGCCGCUGAUAGGAUAAGGGAACACGUAAACUACACCCCGUGUGUGGCAUCACAUUGGCAAGAACAAUUUGUCAUACAUUUGUAUUACAAAGAAGAAUUAUUGCAAAAGACUGGCAGCUUUAAAGAAAGAGGAAUGUUGAAUGCCUUACUGCUCCUUCCAGCGGACAAAAAAAAGAUUGGGGUGGUCAUAGCGUCUUUGGGGAAUGAAGCGAUCAGCUUUUCUUAUUAUGCGUCUAAGAUGAACGUGCCUCUGUACGUGGUAAUGCCGCCGUACGUUGCCAUCAUGAAGCAACAGCGAUGCCACGCUCUAGGAGCCAAAGUGAUCCUGCAAGGAGCCACUCUCAUGGACUCGCAGAGAUAUGCCCGGGCCAUAGCAAGAGAUAAAGGACUGACUUAUAUUAACAGUCGAGACCAUCCUCACAUCUUGGCGGGCUAUGGCACCAUCGGAUUGGAAAUUUUGGAGCAGGUGCCUUACGUGGACGCGGUGAUUAUACCAGUCGGACAAGGAGGCCUAGUGGCGGCUGUCGCGACCGUCAUCAAGUUUUUGAAGCCACAUUGUCUGAUUUAUGGAGUCCAAACGGAAGCAAUGGCCCCAUUGUUCGAAUCGCUGAAGGUCCAAUCGUCUGUGGUUGUGAACACGCAGCAAACAAUGGCUGACGCCAUAGCUGUUCAUUCCACCGGUGCCAACUCCCUACACAAUGCAAUUCCAUUGGUGGAUAAAAUGUUGCUCGUUAAAGAAGAUUGGAUAGCUCGGGCGAUGCUGCACUUGAUCGAAAAGGAGAAGCUCAUAGUAGAAGGGGCGGGGGCAUGUCCUCUGGCUGCGAUCCUAGGAAAUAUUGUUCCCGAACUAAAGACUAAACAUGUGGUGAGCAUUCUCAGCGGUGGGAAUGUGGAUUCUCUUACUUUGAACCGCUGCAUCGACCGCGGACUGGCGGCUGAUUACAGACUGGUGAAGUUCACUGUGAGCAUUAAGAACACGCCAUUUUCCAACGCUCAACUUCUGAAGCUCAUUGCCGCGGGCGGCUACAGCGUGGUGCGCCAAUUCCGAGACAACUCGUGGGUUGACGACGAAACAUACACUAUUGAAGUUAAACUCGUAUGUGAAACCAAAGGCCUGGAACACUCGUUGGAACUGAAGAGAGUCAUAGAACGAGCUUAUCCCGGCGCCGCUACUUUUGAAACAGAACCCUUCAACGACAAAAGGACUUGCCCGUGUUACGUUCGAAAAAUAAGAAAUAUUAUUUAAAAUGUUCAAAAAAUUUCCUUCACUCUCAGGCCUAUGUUUUAUGUAUGUUUUAACCUAUUCUGGCUGAAUUAAGAAAAAAUUGAAAUGUCCUCCCUAGCCCUAAAGAAUGAAAACUUAAAAUUAUAAAGCGAUGUCGAAAAGA
Messenger RNA from Plodia interpunctella (Indianmeal moth), 3125 nucleotides. RefSeq lists its product as uncharacterized. The record is from RefSeq and is a predicted model, not a curated record. Gene Ontology annotation, molecular function: L-serine ammonia-lyase activity; threonine deaminase activity. Lineage: Eukaryota; Metazoa; Arthropoda; Insecta; Lepidoptera; Pyralidae. Gene Ontology annotation, biological process: L-threonine catabolic process; L-serine catabolic process. The coding region runs from base 185 to 2983 and encodes 932 amino acids. The transcript has 21 exons.